Psilocybe cubensis is the source of this 1176-nucleotide messenger RNA. RefSeq lists its product as uncharacterized. Bases 1 to 1176 code for a protein of 391 amino acids. The transcript is spliced from 3 exons. The record is from RefSeq and is a predicted model, not a curated record. Gene Ontology annotation, cellular component: nucleus; replication fork protection complex. Lineage: Eukaryota; Fungi; Basidiomycota; Agaricomycetes; Agaricales; Agrocybaceae. Gene Ontology annotation, biological process: replication fork arrest; DNA replication checkpoint signaling; replication fork processing. Gene Ontology annotation, molecular function: DNA binding.
AUGGACCUCGACAACAUAUGGGACGAACCUAUACUCCAGGACUCUCCAAAGCGUCCCAAAUCUAUUGUAAAUGAAGAUGAUAGCGAAGAAAUUCUGCCACAACCAACGAAGCGCCCUCGUCAGGCGUUAUUUCUUGCCGACUCGGAUGACGAUGAUGUUGAGGUACCACCCAGUAGGGUCGUGCAGAGAGCGCCUCCAGCGCAAGAUAUAGAUAUCGACGCGCUUUUCGCAGAUAUUGAUAAUGAAGAAGAAGUUGGAGCCUUUCAACCGCUCGCACCGCGUCUCAGCGACGCAGAACUAGCACGACAAGCUGAGGAGCGGGCAAAACGAGAUGCGCCUCUGCCAUUUACGCCCCAUCAGAUCAUUCCAAGCAGUUCUCCCCAACGAGAUACUGGGAAUCCAAAUAGAAGCAACUCAAAAAGUGGAACGAUGGAUGAUCCGGAUAAACAAGAGAAAAAGGAACGCCGCAAGCUCGCAAAACUCGACGAAAAUCGAUUACUUAGUAAAUCGGGGUUUCCAGAACUUAUUAGGAUGACCAAGGACUUUAGAAUGAAAGGAAAAGGCCAUGAGGCAACAGAUUUAAAUCGGCUACUUCAGACAUACCAAUACUGGACGCAUCAGCUAUACCCUAAAACCCAAUUCCGGGACACAGUCGAGCGCGUUGAAAAGCUUUGCCAUUCACGUCGCAUGAAUGUGGCACUGUCGGUUUGGCGCGAUGAGGCACACGGACGGCCAAGUAAGCAAACCAACACCAGUGAGGGGGAGGAUAGUGAAGACGAAGAUGGGCAAUCAAAAAACCAAAACACAAGUCCCUCUCGUGCAUCGUCGCCGCCUCUUUCUGCUCCUCCAUCUGAAGGGGACAUGUUGGAACGACCUUCCCCCCAAAGUUUCGAAGCCCCACCCAAUUCUGGUCGCGACGAAGACGAACAAGAAGAUUUCUGGAGAUCAUUAGAUGAAUUCAACAAUGAUACCUCGUCCGAGUCCCUACCUGUUCCGACGACAGCACCCAGUUCGACUAUGGAUGAGGAUGAAGAAAUGUGGGAUCUCAUAGACGAAGUUGAACGGGCUGAACAAGCUGCCAAACAAUCGGCCAGCUCCAAUGCGGCGGCACCUUCCACAGAGCCUCCAGGGAACCAUAAUCUGGAAGAAGACGAAUGGGAAGAUAUGUAUCUAUAA